Messenger RNA from Malania oleifera, 5011 nucleotides. Its product is annotated as DExH-box ATP-dependent RNA helicase DExH7, chloroplastic. Gene Ontology annotation, cellular component: intracellular anatomical structure. Lineage: Eukaryota; Viridiplantae; Streptophyta; Magnoliopsida; Santalales; Ximeniaceae. The record is from RefSeq and is a predicted model, not a curated record. The transcript is spliced from 35 exons. Gene Ontology annotation, molecular function: ATP binding; RNA binding. The coding region runs from base 80 to 4477 and encodes 1465 amino acids.
CGGCGGAGAGUUUUUAAACGACGGCGGAAACGGUCGCACUGAAAGUCCUGUACUUACAUACGCCUCUUUCUGGACAGGAAUGGCUCCGAAGAAGAAACAGCAGAAGCAGAGAUCUUCUUCUUCUUCUUCUUCUUCUUCUUCAUCAAAAAGCAAGUCGCAGUCUUCUUCCUCUGGUCCUAAGCUCCAAAUAUCGGCCGAGAACGAGACCCGCCUUCGCCGGUUGUUGCUCAACUCCGGCCGCCCCACGCCUUCUGCUUCGGCCGACGACACUCUCCCCAAGGCUCAGAAGGCCAAGAAACUUCGUUCCAUUUACGAAAAGCUCUCCUGUGAAGGCUUCUUGGAUGAUCAAAUCGAGCGUGCUCUCUCCGCUCUGAAGGAUGGUGCUACAUUUGAGGCUGCCCUUGACUGGUUAUGCUUCAACCUGCCAGGGAAUGAGCUUCCAUUGAAGUUUUCUAGUGGGACUUCUCGUCAUACUAAUGAAGGGGGUUCUGUCAGUGUCAUAUCAAAGGCUCGUGAAGGUUGGAGUCCUUCAUCAGAGCCAUCUGCUAAGAUUAAUGAAGGAACACCUGAAAUUUUUGUUAAAAUCAAGGGGCGGUCAGAUGAUGAUACUCUAGAGUUACACCAUCCAUCUCAAGCAGAUUGGAUUCGUCACUAUGUGGAGCAACAGGAAGAGGAUGAAUCUGAAAUGUGGAAGGAUAAUGCAGCCAGUGUGGGUUCUGAUGAGCAGGUCUUCAAACCAAGAACUUCUUAUGACUCUAUUGCUAAAGAAUACCACAUUGCGCGAUUGGAAGCUCUAGAUGCCAAAGAGAGAGGGGACAAGAAAAGCCAGGAACAGGCAGGCCACAAAAUCCGCAAACUUAAGCAAGAGAUAUCUGCUCUAGGACUGUCAGAUGACAUCUUGGCUGCUGGGUAUGAACAACUUUCCGGUUGUACAUCUGCUGAGGAUGCAUCAUGUGAUAAUAUGUUUCAUAAACAUAUUGAUGAAAGUACAUCAUCUGAUAUAGACAAUAGCUCAGCCUCUGUUGUGCGUGUGGUUGAAUCUUCGGUUGAUGAAAAUCUUAUGGGGAGCUGGAGCUCCAGGGAGUUUAACAUUGAAUGCAAUUCCUUGGGUGCUUCUGGUCAGGAGAGGAUUUCCUUAGAAGAAGAUUCUGGAGAUGUAGAGCUUGGUGAUUUCUUUGUUGAAAAUAAUCCAUCUAGUGAAAUUCUACUUCCUGACAUUUUGAAACAUCAAAAGAAGGAAAAGAUGAAAGAGUUCUCCAGUGGAAAGAAUCUAGAGAAAUUAGAUGGCAUCUGGAAGAAGGGGGACCUGCCAAAGAUUCCUAAAGCUGUUCUUCACCAAUUGUGUGUAAGAUCAGGUUGGGAAGCACCAAAAUUUAAUAAAGUUCUUGGAAAAGAGAAUGCUUUUUGCUAUGCUGUUAGUGUACUGCGUAAAGCUAGUGGGAGGGGCAAAAGCAGAAAAUCUGGUGGGCUUGUUACGCUUCAGCUUCCUGUUCAAGAUGAAAUUUCUGAAACAGCUGAGGAUGCUCAAAAUAGAGUUUCUGCAUUUGCUCUCUGUCACUUGUUCCCUGAUCUCCCUGUCCAGUUGCUUAUCACAGAGCCGUAUGCGUCGCUUGUUAUACAAUGGAAUGAAGGGGAACCAUCAACCAGCAUAGAAAACAGUGUGGAAAGCCGAAGGGCUGGUUUUGUGGACUCAUUGUUGAAUUCUGGCAAUCCUGAAUCAAUCACGUUAAGUGAUGGCAAUAUUUCUCUGCAUGAGCAGUCUGAAAAGCCUGAAGUUCUGAAAAUUGUCAAGACAAAUGCUGUUGGUGCUGAUUCAAGAUCUCAGAAAGUGAAUUAUAAUAAAGAAGUGCAGAGUUUGUUUCUGAGAGAGGAACAUGAGAAUAAGAAGAAAAUGCAGAAAUACAAGGAUAUGUUGAGGACUAGAGCUGCUCUUCCUAUUGCUGACUUGAGGGAUGAGAUAUUAGAUCUGCUGGGGCAAAAUAAUGUUCUUGUUAUAUGUGGGGAGACUGGUAGUGGUAAGACUACUCAGGUCCCACAAUUUAUACUUGAUGACAUGAUUGAAGCCAGACAGGGUGGACAUUGUAACAUUAUUUGCACACAACCCCGGAGAAUAGCGGCUAUUUCUGUGGCUGAGAGAGUUGCUCAUGAGCGCUGUGAACCCUCACCUGGUUUGGAUGGUUCUCUCGUUGGUUAUCAAGUUCGUCUUGAUAGUGCCAGGAAUGAGAAAACGAAGCUUCUAUUCUGCACAACAGGCAUUCUUCUGAGGAAAAUUGCAGCUGACAACAACUUUCCUGGUGUUACUCAUGUCAUAGUUGAUGAAGUGCAUGAGCGGUCUCUCUUGGGUGAUUUUCUGCUUAUUGUUUUGAAGAAUUUGGUUGAGAAACAAUCUGCUGAUGGCACUCAGAAGUUGAAAGUUAUCCUUAUGUCUGCAACAGUUGAUUCAAACUUAUUUUCAAGAUAUUUUGGUCAUUGCCCAGUUGUUACUGCUCAAGGCCGAACACAUCCUGUUACAACAAACUUCCUGGAGGAUGUAUAUCAAAGCCUCAACUACCAUCUUGCUUCAGAUUCUCUAGCAUCUAUACAAAAUACGUCAUUCAUGAAAGCAAAGCUUCCAAAAGGUCCUGUGAACCAGCAGAGGGGGAAGAAAAAUCUCAUCUUAUCUGCUUGGGGUGACGAAUCUCUGCUCUCUGACGAUUAUAUUAAUCCAUACUAUGUUCCUGAGAAUUAUCAAUCAUUCAGUGAGCAGACUCGUCUUAAUUUGAAAAGGUUGAAUGAAGAUGUGAUUGAUUAUGAUCUUCUUGAAGACUUGGUUUGCCAUAUUGAUGAAACUUAUGCUGAAGGUGCCAUACUCAUAUUUUUGCCUGGAGUCUCAGAAAUUUAUGUGUUGCUUGAUAGACUGACUGCUAUAUAUCAAUUUGGUGGGGCAUCUUCUGAUUGGAUUCUUCCUUUACAUUCAUCCAUUGCUGCUGCAGAUCAGAAAAAAGUGUUUCUACGGCCCCCUCAUGACAUACGAAAGGUUAUAAUUGCAACUAAUAUUGCAGAGACUAGCAUAACAAUUGAUGAUGUGGUAUAUGUAAUUGAUUGUGGAAAGCAUAAGGAAAAUCGUUAUAAUCCACAGAAGAAAUUGUCAAGUAUGGUUGAAGAUUGGAUAUCUCAAGCAAAUGCCAAGCAGCGGCGAGGAAGAGCUGGACGUGUAAAACCUGGAAUCUGCUUUUGCUUGUACACACGUCAUAGAUUUGAAAAACUCAUGCGUCCAUUUCAGGUGCCGGAGAUGUUGCGAAUGCCUCUAACAGAAUUAUGUUUACAGAUUAAAUUGCUUUCCCUUGGCAAAAUAAAGCAAUUUUUGUCAAAGGCAUUAGAACCUCCAAGGGAAGAUGCUAUGACGUCAGCAAUUUCAUUGUUAUAUGAGGUUGGUGCUAUUGAAGGGGAUGAAGAGUUGACACCACUUGGGCAUCAUCUGGCGAAACUUCCUGUUGAUGUAUUAAUUGGAAAGAUGAUGCUAUUCGGUGGAAUAUUUGGUUGCUUAUCCCCCAUUCUAUCAAUUUCAGCUUUUUUGAGCUAUAAAUCACCAUUUGUUUAUCCAAAAGAUGAGAAGCAAAAUGUUGAAAAAGCAAAGGUUGAUUUAUUAAAUGAUAACCAACAUGGUACAAGUCAUUCAGACAUUCUUGACAAGCAAUCUGAUCACUUAGUAAUGAUGAAUGCAUACAAUAAAUGGGAGAAGAUAUUGCACAAGAAAGGUGUUAAAGCUGCACAGCAUUUCUGCAAUUCAUAUUUUUUAAGUGGCCCAGUUAUGUACAUGAUAAGAGACAUGAGAAUACAAUUUGGUAUGCUGCUCGCAGACAUUGGAGUCAUCAAUCUUCCAAAGAAUAAUCAGAUUGAGGAGAAGAAAAGGAAAGAGACUCUUGACUCUUGGUUUUCAGAUAAAUCGCAACCAUUCAAUUUGUAUUCGGAUCAUUCUUCAAUUGUUAAGGCAAUAUUAUGUGCCGGCUUAUAUCCCAAUCUGGCAGCUACUGAAGAGGGAAUUACUGGAGCAGCUCUUGGUGGCCUCAAACAAUCUGCUUCUCCUGCAACAAAGGGUUGCCCAGCAUGGUAUGAUGGAAGAAGAGAAGUUCAUAUACAUCCUUCUUCUAUCAAUAGUAACUUAAAAUCCUUUCGAUACCCAUUUCUUGCCUUCCUUGAAAAGGUUGAAACUAACAAAGUAUUUCUGCGUGAUACGACAAUCAUCUCUACCUACUCAAUUUUGCUGUUUGGUGCCUCCAUUAAUAUUCAGCAUCAGACUGGACUGGUCACCAUAGAUGGGUGGUUAAAACUGGCAGCACCAGCCCAGACAGCUGUCCUGUUCAAAGAACUCCGAUCAACUCUUCAUUCUGUUCUGCAAGAUCUGAUUAGAAAGCCACAGAUGGAAACUGUUGUUAAUAAUGAAGUCAUCAGAUCCAUAAUUUAUUUAUUGUUAGAAGAAGACAAACACAUGAAGUAAUUUGCAGUAUGCUAUGAAGAAAUACCUCUUCAGUUCAUUACUGCGGUUCACAGCGCCACCCACAGUAUUGUGCCCCGGUAGCUUCACCAAGGUUGCUCAGGACUUCUUCAGCUGUGUCCCCUACUGCAAUUCUUAUCUGCUAAACUAAAGAGUUCCUUUCCUACCAUUUGGCAAGUAUUCUCUGUAGUAGAGUGUAUUAUUCUCCAAGUUUGCCACUUCACUAACUGUUCAGGGAGCACUAAUCGGUCCCCAGUUCUUCCAAGCUUCUGGUGGAGAUGAGGAUUUGAAGCUCAAGAAUGUGACUGUCCAUUUACUUAUCAUGUGGCCCUGGCAACCCCUUUCAAAAUAAAAUUAUUAUUUUGAAAUUUUUGAGAAAUUGACUUCUCUAAUUAAAACAUUUGUUGCCAUCUCAUCUUUUAUUUUUCCUGAGAAAACUCUUUGAAAAUGACUCAUUUGCAUAUUGGUGUUCCAAUUUACUGUAGCAAAAGGCAUUAAGCCUCUACCAAGCAAGGUAUUUUGUCUACUUUGGCCGCA